Messenger RNA from Paramecium sonneborni, 3048 nucleotides. Lineage: Eukaryota; Ciliophora; Oligohymenophorea; Peniculida; Parameciidae. The record is from the annotation of a GenBank genome assembly.
AAAAAUGUAUUGUUCUACUCAAAUUGGAAAGUGUCUAGUUGAAGAGCCUGAUGUUAAAAAUAGAUUACUUUAUAAAACCUUGGAAUUAGAAUUAUAAUGUAUAAAAAAUUAAUAGAUUUUUAGUGGAGGGAGGAUUAAAAGUUGUAAAAAAUACAUUUCAAAAUGAUCCAAAAUAUGAAAUAAAUAAUUUUGACUUAAGAAAGAGGUUUGAUUUGAUACCUUUAGAUAUAAGUAAGUCAAAAAAUUAUUUGACAUAAAAGUUAUAACAAUAACAAGAAGAAUCACGAAAUUUAAGAUCUCUAAAUUUUACUUAAUAGUUAAAAAAAUAUGAGGAAAUAAAAGAUCAUGCUCAUAAUGGUUUAUUAAGUUCUUUAAUACAUGAAUCUAGAAAAAGAGAUAUAGAGAAAUAAGAAUAAUUAUAAAUAAAAGAUGACUAAGAAAAUUAUAUGAAAUUAAUGGUAUGUAUAACAAUGUUUCGUGAACCAUUAACAUAAUUAUAAAAAUCAAUAGAUGGGGUUGUAUAAUCUUUAGAUGCUUUUAUGAAGUAUGGGAUAGCUCCUCAUUAGAUUGGAGUUUGUGUAUUUUUUGAUGGAAUAGAAAAUAUACAUAAUGUAAUAGAUGAGAAUGGAGCAUCUUAUCAUGAAAAUAUAAUACGUAAUAAUUAAUUAUAAAUAUUAAGCUUAUUUUAAAAGUCAUUUAGAUGAGGAAUAUGGUAUAAAAGAUAAGAAAACUCUUGAUCAUUAAUAUUGGGAAUACAAGAAACAUAAGAAAUUCUUUUUGGAUUAUAAUCCUAAGAAUAUAUUAAAUUUGAAGAGGAAUCAAUAAUUAUUGUUAAAGAAAUAUAAAAAGUAUAAGGAUUAAUUACUUCCAAUAAUGAAAUCAUUGAAAGGAGAUAGAUGGAUGCCACAAGAUGAAUGGGUUGAAAACAAUAUAAUAUAGGCAAUGAUUAGAUAAUAUGAUUUAUCAUCAUAAUAUAUAAAAGAUAGAGAAAAUACAGCAUGGGUAUAUUAAGGUAGACAUGUUCAUAAAGAAUGUACAAUGCCUAUAUUUUAUGUAUUCAAAUUUAAGAAUGGUUCUAAGCUUUCAUCACAUUUAUGGUUUUUUAAGGGUUUUUGUGAAGAAUUGAAACCAGAAUAUUGUUUAUUGAUGGAUUGUGGAGCUAUUCCAGCAAAAGAUAGUAUUUUUAAGUUAAUAAGUUCAAUGGAGGCAGAUCUAAAAAUAGGAGGAGUAUGUGGUAAUAUGAGAAUAGAAGAAGAAAUAGGAAACAAUGAUUCACUACAUACUGAAUCUAUGGACAUUCUAAGUAAAAUAUUAAAUCAACAUAUAUUCUCUAUUAAAAAGUGUUAAUAAUGUGAAUAUGAUAUUGGUCACAUUUUAGAUAAAAAUUAUGAAUCUGCUUUAAAUUAUAUACAUGUAUUACCUGGAGCAUUUUCUGCAUAUAGAUUUAAAGCAUUCACUUAACAUUAUCAGAAAAGAUCCAAAAAGUUUGAAAUGAUUAGAUAAGUACUUAGAGGAGGUUUACAAUAAAACACUGCUGAUAAUUAAUAAGAAAACAAUAAUGAUGCAGAAGAUUAAGCAAUAUCAGUUUAAAAUGAACAAGAAAGAUAUAACAUUCUCAACUUUUAUUUGAGGUAAGUGAUGGAUUCAAAUUAUGAAUACAGUAGUAUUACUGAAGCUAAUAUGUUCUUAGCUGAAGAUAGAGUUUUAUGUUUACUUCUUUUUUGUUAAGAUUUUUAUUUAAAGUAUAUUCCAGAUGCUAUAGUUUAUGUAGAUGCUUGUUAGAGUCUUAUUGAUUUACUAUUUUAAAGAAGGAGAUGGAUUAAUGGAAGUUGGUUUGCACUUAAUUAUGUUUAAGAUACUUAUCAGGAAAAAUUAGAAAAUAGUUCUCAUUCUUGGGAAGCUAAAUAACUUUUCAAGUUUAGUAUCAUAUGUGCAGGUUUAAAUCAACUUUAAUAAUACUUUUUCUAAUCAUUCUAAAUAGUUUGGUUGUACAUGAUUUUAAGAGAAGUGGUAGGUUCAAAUAAAGAAACUGAUACUGAUACUUACUAUGAUGUAUAAAAUUAAAUUAGUCCUCCAAUUAAUGAUGAUGCUUCUGAUCAUGUAUAAGAAUCAGUUAACAAUAUUUUUGUAUCUGCUAUCUUAGCCUUAUACAUUUUUUUAGUUUUGAUGCUUAUAUAUUUAUCUUUAACAUAUGACUAACAAAUUUUAAAUAACAUUAAUGGGACUAGUGAAAAUUCGAAAAAGAAUUUACAAUAAAAAAUUAGAAGCUAUUACUUUUCUAAAUAUUAUUUUGUAUCUACUCUAUUAGGAUUGAUAAGUUUAGCAACUGUAACCUAUACUAUUUAUUUGUUGAUUAAUUCAAUAAUUUUGGAACUGAAAUUUACUGACUUUAUUGAAAAACCAAAUGCACCUUAGUCUUAUUACUCUUUAUUAAUUGUCAUUGGUUUUGGUACACUUGCACUUCCAUUUUUAUUUACUCUCAUUACCUAACCUUCAGUUAUUAUAAGUGUUCUUAUGAAUGCUAUUCAUUAUUUCUACUAUCAGCCUACUUAUACUCAUUUAUUCAUCACAUAUGCCUUUUGUAGAAUAGAUGAUUUGUCUUGGGGAACAAAAGGAUUAACUGAAGAUAAAAGUUAAAGCAAAGUAUUUACUGAUAAAAUAUACAAAAAAUACUUAUUUGUAAUUAAAUGGAUUGUACUAAAUUGUAUAGCCUCUGGAAUUUUAAUACUUCUUUUAAGAAUGAAUAUUUCACGUCUCCCUUAAUUUUUAAUCUUAUUCAUUUCAGUAAUUUUAACACUAAUCAGUUUAUUAAAAGGUUUUCUAGCCAUUAUUCAUCUUAUCUAAUUUUACAUGCCUACAGGUACAAAAUCAAGAAGAGAUAAGUAUAUUAUCAUAUUCAUAUUUAGAAUAAUAAAUACCACAAAUAAAAUGGAAGAUACUUUAAAGAGAGGCAAAGACUUUAACAAAAAUUUAUAAGAAUUCUUCAUGGCAAAAAAGUCUUUAUGAAUUAUUAUUAUUUCAAACCUAAUAUUUUAUUUUAGACAUCGC